AUGCCUGCUGAACAUGUAAACAAACUUUUUCGAAUGUUGCAAGAUAUCGAAGUUAAUAAGGAUCUCAAUUCAAACUUCAAGAAGUCACUAGUUGGAACGAACAACAAUCGAGCUUUAUCAGAUCUUAUAAACAUAAAGAUUCUGAACGGUGGUGCUUGGGGACGUGGUGGUGUAGGAGCGGAACGGGUACGUGUGUCAUUGCCAAGGGAACUGGAAGAAUUUGUGCCGGAGAUAAUUUUUGGCACGGCGUCUGGUGGGCGAUUCGACUUGGAGUUGACAACGUUCCAAAUGGCCGUUUUGUUUUCAUGGAACGAUCGUGCUCAUGAAAAGAUUUCUUUUGAAUCACUUCGACUUGGCAACCGAGCUACCUGA
Ostertagia ostertagi is the source of this 372-nucleotide messenger RNA. The record is from the annotation of a GenBank genome assembly. NCBI's taxonomy places the organism in Eukaryota, Metazoa, Nematoda, Chromadorea, Rhabditida, Trichostrongylidae.